Messenger RNA from Sabethes cyaneus, 1699 nucleotides. RefSeq names its product dehydrogenase/reductase SDR family member 13-like. The record is from RefSeq and is a predicted model, not a curated record. The transcript has 3 exons. Lineage: Eukaryota; Metazoa; Arthropoda; Insecta; Diptera; Culicidae. Bases 99 to 1076 code for a protein of 325 amino acids.
AAGUUUAAUUAUUUGAAGUGAUUGGCUUAGUUAUAAGAGUAACUAUUUAAUCUACUUUUAAAUACUCAUUGUCGAAGUACCUAUACCAAUAGCGCGGCAUGUCCUCUAUUCCAUCAGAGUUCCUGUUUCCUGUUGGCAUCUUAACAGCUAGCUUGUUAACGCUACGUCGCUACAAAAUCCAGAAAUGGGGCUGGGUUACUGAUAGAUACUCCCUCAAGGGAAAAUUGUUUAUAAUAACGGGAGCAAAUACUGGACUGGGCUACGAGACGACUAAAGCGCUGACUGCUCGACAAGCAACAACCAUUAUGGCAUGCAGAAACAUGUCUAAAGCCUAUGAGGCCAUUCGUCGCAUUAGAGAGGAAACCAGCGAAGGACAACUAAUACCGAUGGAAUUGGAUUUGGCAUCCUUCGCGUCUAUACACACUUUUGCGACGGAAAUUAAAACUAAAUAUCCAAAUAUAUUUUGUUUGGUUAAUAAUGCUGGUUUAGCCGCACAAACUCCCCAGUUCACUAAAGAAGGAUUCGAAAUACAUUUUGGCGUAAAUCAUUUAGGUCAGUUCCUACUAGUUGACUUAUUGAAAGAUAAUUUGAUUGCGAAUAGUUCUCGUGUUGUUAUCGUUUCCUCGCGUAUGCAUGAGAUUGAUGCUAGCAUAGACCUGAUGAAUCUUGGCAAAUGGGUGCAAUACGAAAGUCGACUAAAUCGACUCUAUAACAAUUCCAAGUUGAUGAACUUUUAUUUUGCUCGAGAACUUUACAAGAGAGGCUUCAACGUACAUGUACUUUGCCCAGGGCUGUGUCACACGGACUUCUUUCGACAUUAUGACCCGAAAUGGUACCACUAUCUACUAUUUUCACCGAUUGUGUGGCUAAUGCUGCGGUCAGCCGAACAGGGUGCUCAAAACAUCAUUUAUUGUGCAACAGAUAGCACUGUCGACAAGAGGCACAAUCCUGCUACUGGAUACUUUGUGUCGAACAUGAAGAUGAGAAAAUCAAAGUUUCUCUUUGACGAGGAAAUUUCCAGGCAGCUGUGGGGAGAAAGCGUUAAAUCGACUGAAGCGAGCAAGCUUCGAAGCUGAUGUUAAUACAUCAAAAAUGUUAAUAAAUGGUGAUGAGUUAGGAAAUUUAACAAUACUAUAAUACAAAAGUAAAGGACCUUACUGGUGAUGGGAUAGAGGACAUGGCCGGCAUUUCUAAUUUGAACGCGAUACUAUACCAUAUAACCGAACCAUUCGUAUAACCGGUACUAUUCUAUCGUACUUACAUAUGUACAUAUGUGCUAAUCAAGCUAGUAUAUCCAAAUAUCUAGCCAACAACAAAUCUACUAACAAUUCCCUACUAACGUUCUCUAGCAAUAAAUUAUAUGUAUAGCGGAAAGUUUUUUAUUAUUUUUACACAACAUCGCAAUCAAUAGGUAGGUAUACUACAAUCGUUUUAGGGAGAAUAUGUUAGAAUUAUUAUAAUUUGGAACUAUUAAGGUUCAUUCAUCUAAGCUGAAAUGGUCGAAUCCACCUCACACGCUCAUUUUGCGCAUGUUUUCAAGUAGAAUUCGAAAAAUUAUAUAUAUCGGAUGAUUGUAGAAUUAGUUUUUGCCUACAAUAUUGGUGAAUUAAGUAUGCAUUGGUUUAUCAUUUGUAUUUACAGUUUUAACUUCUCUGUUGUAAAUAUUUUUUUUACAUAUUUGGUAUAUUUUGAUCAAAAA